AUGCCCGACAACAAGACCCCACCGACUGCGCCUUCGGCGCCGACGGUCACUCUGCCUCCGAGGAGUUCGGUCGAGAGCCUGUUUAUGGGCGGGCCGGGGAUCAGCCCGGGCCCGAUGACUCUGGUCUCGAGCUUCUUCGCCGAUAAUGACCCUGACGGCGACUGCCGCUCGUUCUCCCAACUUCUCGCCGGAGAUACAUCGGCCCCCGCCUCGGAUCCCGGGGCUGGGCAGGAUUUUAAUUUUCACCAGAAUAUGCCGGCGGGGUUGGUGGUGUCUCAGCCGCCGGGUAUGUUCACGAUUCCGCCGGGGCUGAGUCCGGCAAGCUUCCUUGAUUCGCCGGGGUUUCUCCCGCAUAAUUCGCAGGGUCAGUUGGGAAUAGCACAUCACCAAUAUCUUGCUCAAGUGAAUGCCCAGCAGGCCCAAAUGAUCAUGCACUCCGAAUAUCCAUCUUUGCAACAAAACGUGCCUCCCCGUAAUGAGCCGAGCAAAAUAUCUCAGUCUGAUCAGAAAUCCCAACCUGUUAACAAUUUAAAUGUCGAUAAGCCCGCUGACGAUGGUUACAACUGGAGGAAGUAUGGGCAGAAGCAGGUGAAGGGUGCUGAGUAUCCCCGGAGCUAUUAUAAAUGCACUCAUCCUAGUUGUCCGGUGAAGAAGAAAGUCGAGCGGUCUCAGGAUGCUCAGAUAACGGAGAUUAUAUACAAAGGGCAGCAUAACCAUCCUCCGCCGAGUAAGCGUGCGAAAGAUAAUAACUCUGAAUCUGAGGGUCAGACAGGAAAUGUAAACAGGAGUAUUGAAGGGUUAGCUGGUAUUAAGGAUCAAGAAUCUAGUCAAGUUACGCCUGAACAUCUGUCUGGAUCGAGUGACAGUGAAGAAGUUGGCAAUGAUGAGAGCAGAACAAAUGGAAGAGAUGAGGAUGAGCCCGAUUCCAAAAGAAGGAAUGUGGAGGUUCAGCCUUUAGAGCAAGCAUCGACACACCGCACUGUUACAGAGCCCAGGAUCAUUGUCCAAACGACAAGUGAAGUGGACCUCUUGGAUGAUGGUUACAGGUGGCGAAAAUAUGGCCAGAAGGUUGUCAAAGGGAACCCUUAUCCAAGAAGCUACUACAAAUGCACCAGCUCAGGAUGCAACGUGCGAAAGCACGUGGAAAGGGCCCCGAGCGAUCCAAAGGCCGUUAUUACAACAUAUGAGGGAAAACACAAUCACGAUGUCCCUGCUGCUAAGACGAGCAGCCAAAGCUCCACAAUUGCCACUACACAGUUGAGACCUCAUCACAACCCGAUAAUUAAUACGCAAAUGGGAAAUUUGAGAACAGACUUCAGGAACAACGAGCAGCAGCAGCAGCAGCAGCCUUCUGUAGCACUUCUCCGUUUCAAGGAAGAACAGACAACAUAA
This is a messenger RNA of Striga hermonthica, 1392 nucleotides long. Lineage: Eukaryota; Viridiplantae; Streptophyta; Magnoliopsida; Lamiales; Orobanchaceae. The record is from the annotation of a GenBank genome assembly.